AUGUUGGUGCUACGCCUUGUUAUCGUCGCCACCAUCGUGUCUGGCGUUGCAGCUGACUGGCUGACUUCCUUCAAACAUAGGCUGACGUCGAUCAGCGACGCACACAAUGCACUUUUCCACGAUCGGCUUCUCGGGCAGCUGAGAUCUGCGCGUGCAUCUGCUUCUCCGUCGCCGUCUUCCCCUGCACCGACGCCUUCGACCGUUACUUCUCUUCAUCUGCACAUCCUUGACACUACGCUAAGCAAUGCUACAAGUCCGUACGCCGAUAACAGUACUACGUCCUUUGUAUUGUACACCUCGGACGCCCUGCCGACCAACCCUGCCCCUCCGUCCGCCUGCGCUGACUCACUCACUGCCGCAAUUCAGUGCAAUUCCACUGUUCCUCUCAUGAGGUAUGCUGCUAUUGCUUCGUGCUGCUUGCUUCUGACACGCCCUCGUGCAUACGAGCUGCAGUGUCUCUAUGACGCGUCCGACGCGCAGUACUGUGGUCCUGUUGUGAACGGAUAUAACGCGACGGGCGGUCUGCUCUCCCUUCCCAGCAGCGAAUUGUGCACCUUCUGCACUCUGGAGACGCUCAACAUCACUGACCUGCUCUCCGAAGCUGUCCAACAAUGUGGCUCCGCGUACGAUUCAUACAACGUUACUGUCGCCCCCUCUGAGGUCGUCUCCGCCGCGCCGACCGCCACGUUCGGUGUGACCGGCCCGCCGCCUAUGUCUGCCACCUGUGCCUACACCGGCCAAAACGUCACUAUCUCGACCAACACCACUUGCGCCGCGCUCGGCACUCAGUAUCAAGUAUCCACGAACGACAUCCGAUCAAGCAACCCGGGACUUGUCGACAGUACCUGCGCAAUCACUGCUCCCGCGACGCUGUGCAUCCCACCCGCGUGCAACCUAUACACGGUCCAAACGAAUGAUACUUGCGACUCCGUCGCCGCUGCGAGCGGCUCGCUGACGGGUACAAACGUCACGACAGUACAGCUUAUCUCGAUCAAUCCGGAGCUGGGGACGUAUUGCCAGAGCAUAUCGGCGUUGGUGGGAGACACAAUCUGUCUCAGUCCGAACGGAGGAUGGCCUGCGGUUGGAGUGACUACGACUGCCCUGCCGAGCCCGACGCCGACUGCUGUCGCUCCAGUUCCCAUGCCGACGGGACCGGGAUCUACGCCAAAUUGCGGAAGAUGGUACUUGACGAAGGAAGGUAAGUUGAUGAGCUUCAGUGCUAUCAUCAUAGCCAACGGCAUCACACUUGCUGACUUCUUGACGAUCAACCCUGAGAUCAACGCCGAUUGUACAAACCUUUGGCUUGCGUACUACUAUUGCGUUGCACCAUACCCACCGCUGGCCUCCUCAACAGCGCCCCCGAUCCCGACCGGGAACUUCAGCAAUGGCGGCAUGAACCACGACCCGUUGCCGACCGCCAAUUACACGCCCAUCUGGUACACGAUGACGUUGGACCCGGUUGGUGUGGCCGUGCCCACAAACGUAGCCAACGGCACGCGCACUUUAGAAUGCGGAUAUUAUUACGAUGUUCAGAGCAAUGACACCCUCGACUCGAUUUCUUCAGAGGUCGGACUCAACGUAUCCGUACUCGAGACCUGGAACCCACAGCUCGCAAAUGCGGCACCCAUCGCGAACACGAGCAUCUGCGUCGUUUUCCCCACAGGGAACUAUACGCUCUACAACGCGACGCGCCCGUCCAAUGCCGACCCGAAGAGUACACCGGACUGCGCGGAGUGGUACACCGUCGUCGCCGGUGAUGGCUGCGCGAGCAUUGAGGCCGAGUUCGGGCUCACGAGCGACCAAUUUCUGGAGUUGAACCCCGGCGCAGGUGCUGACUGUACUACCCUACAGCUCGGGGUGAGCUAUUGCGUGCUUUCGAUAUACCUGCCCUCCUCAACGACGACCGGUCCUCCCAGCAAUCUUGCAGCGGGAUCGUUCACGAAUUGUACAUCAUACGCGACCGUAGUCAGCGGGGACACAUGCUCGACACUGGAGGUUGCAGCGAACAUAUCCUUUACUGAUCUACUACGGUGGAAUCCCGAGCUCGAUACAGCAUGUGAGACCAUUGAGCUCAAUGCGGCGUAUUGCGUUGGUGGCGGAGGUUUGAUGUUUCACGAGCCUCAUAAGAUCCGGUCGACUGAUCAGACCUCUCAGGUGACGCCUGUCCCAAGCUCUACACUGUCGCUUCCGGCGACUACUGUGGUCUCAUUGAGACGAACGAAGGGAUCACUGCGGCUCAGUUGCAGGACCUCAACCCCUGGUUAG
Messenger RNA from Fomitopsis serialis, 2265 nucleotides. RefSeq lists its product as uncharacterized. The transcript has 12 exons. The coding region runs from base 1 to 2265 and encodes 754 amino acids. The record is from RefSeq and is a predicted model, not a curated record. Lineage: Eukaryota; Fungi; Basidiomycota; Agaricomycetes; Polyporales; Fomitopsidaceae.